AUGUUGUCCACAACUGAUGUUAAGCCUGACUGUUACACCUUUCCUCCAGUGUUGAAAGUGUAUUCAAAACUUGGGUUAGAGUGGGAUGUGUUUGUAGCUGCCUCGUUGGUGCAUAUGUAUUGUCGUUUCCAAUGUUUGUGUGUUGCCUUAAGAAUUUUUAAGGACAUGCCUUAUCGAGAUAUAGGUUGUUGGAAUGUUAUGAUAUCCGGGUUUCAUCAGAAUGGAAAUGCUAUGGAGGCAUUGAGCUUGUUGGAUGAGAUGAGAUUAAAGGGUAUAAAAAUGAAUUUAGUGACUACUGCAACACUACUACUUAUAUGUGCACCGCUUGGUGAUACUGUACGUACGCGUAACAUAGCUAUGACAGUUGAAUGCUUUAGACAAGUGUUGGGUUCAAUAUUUGUUAAAAUUUGUGGAGGUGAUGAGGAGGUGGAGGAACUUGUUGAAGCUGUUGGAGGGUUGCCUGAUUGUCUUGUGAUUCUGAUAGAAGCCCUUGUUAGAUGUCGUAGUGAUUUGAGAGCUUCAGUUGUUAAUGGAGCACUGUAUUGGAUGCGCCUCGAUUUAAAAGAGAAGAGAAAUCAUCGUCCCAAUUCAUGUGGGGAUAAUGGAAUCAUUGUUUUUAGAAUGCAUAAUGAACAAUUCUCUGCUAAGCCUCUGUGA
Capsicum annuum is the source of this 657-nucleotide messenger RNA. Its product is annotated as pentatricopeptide repeat-containing protein At4g33990-like. Bases 1 to 657 code for a protein of 218 amino acids. Gene Ontology annotation, biological process: RNA modification. The transcript has 3 exons. Gene Ontology annotation, molecular function: RNA binding; protein binding. Lineage: Eukaryota; Viridiplantae; Streptophyta; Magnoliopsida; Solanales; Solanaceae. The record is from RefSeq and is a predicted model, not a curated record.